CGUCACUUCAAGUCCCUCCCUGUUUGAAUCUCAUUAGUUUCUUGUGUGUUUCUCCCUGUCAAUAAUCCCGAAUCCAGACUCUCUCUAUUUCCAUCCCUCUCUAUCUGUCAAUCAGCGCCGCCUUUGAACUGAAAACCACUCCGACCAACUUCAACUCACUCAAUCCGAGCGGCUCGGCUCCUUCUCCGGCUUCCCUUUUCUGCCAAGAUUCCCCCUUCUUUUUUAGUUUUGUUUGGAAAACGCCGAUACACAGCAGCAGCAGCAGCAGCAGCAGAAACUUCCAGCGCGGACUUGCGAGAUCAACCGACAUUAAAAAACUUUGGGCUUUGCCCCCCUUUUCAACCAGUUUCCCUUUUUUUUUUUUCUUCCUUUUUCUUUUUUGGUUUCCUCGGGAAAAAAUGCCGCAGCUCAACGGCGGUGGAGGGGACGACCUGGGCGCAAACGAUGAAAUGAUUUCCUUCAAAGACGAAGGGGAGCAGGAAGAGAAAAUUUCGGAGAACUCCUCGGCAGAAAGGGAUUUAGCAGAUGUCAAAUCUUCACUCGUGAACGAGUCGGAAACGAAUCAAAACAGCUCGUCGGAUUCGGAGGCGGAAAGACGGCCUCCGCCUAGAUCUGAAACUUUCAGAGACAAAACAAGAGAAAGUUUAGAGGAGGCUGCGAAAAGGCAAGAUGGAGGGCUGUUCAAGAGCCCACCGUACCCGGGCUAUCCGUUUAUAAUGAUCCCCGAUCUCACAAGCCCCUACCUUCCCAAUGGAUCACUUUCUCCGACAGCACGCACAUAUCUACAGAUGAAAUGGCCCCUGCUAGAUGUUCAACCAGGAGGUCUUCAAAGUAGACAAGCACUUAAAGAUGCCAGGUCCCCGUCACCGGCACACAUUGUUGGGCCCUUCUGCUGGGAAUUCCCCGGACAGUCAGAUCUGAGCCUUCACCAAUUUCAUUUGUCUAAUAAGGUUCCAGUGGUACAGCACCCCCACCAUGUGCACCCUCUCACGCCUCUGAUCACCUACAGCAAUGAGCACUUCACACCGGGGAACCCCCCACCUCACCUACAGACAGACGUGGAUCCCAAAACAGGAAUUCCGAGGCCUCCACAUCCUCCUGAUAUAUCUCCCUAUUACCCUCUUUCACCUGGCACUGUUGGCCAGAUCCCCCAUCCGCUAGGAUGGUUAGUACCACAGCAAGGUCAACCUGUUUAUCCAAUCACAACAGGGGGUUUCAGACACCCAUACCCAACUGCGCUCACUGUCAACGCAUCCAUGUCAAGUCUUCUGUCCUCCAGGUUCCCCCCACACAUGGUGCCCCCUCACCACAGUUUGCACACCACAGGCAUCCCUCACCCAGCCAUCGUCACACCCAACGUCAAGCAGGAAUCCUCCCAUAGUGACAUUAGCUCCCUUAACAGCUCGAAACAGUCGGAUGCGAAGAAGGAGGAGGAGAAGAAGAAGCAGGUCCACAUAAAGAAGCCUCUGAACGCCUUCAUGCUUUACAUGAAGGAGAUGCGGGCAAAGGUCGUGGCGGAGUGCACGCUGAAAGAAAGUGCUGCCAUCAACCAGAUUCUGGGGAGAAGGUGGCACGCCCUAUCGCGGGAGGAGCAGGCCAAGUACUACGAGCUGGCCAGGAAAGAACGACAGCUCCACAUGCAGCUGUACCCGGGCUGGUCAGCACGAGACAACUAUGCGGCUAACCAACAGGGGAAAAGGAAGAAGAGAAAAAGGGAAAAGCAGCAAGCAGAGAGCAAUGAACACAGAGAAUAUUUUCCAAACCCUUGCCUUUCACUUCCUCCGAUUACAGAUGCAAAUACCCCAAAGAAGUGUCGUGCCUUGUUCGGGCUUGACCAGCUGAGUUUAUGGUGCAAACCGUGCAGGAGAAAAAAAAAGUGCAUUCGCUACAUCCAAGGUGAAGGCAGCUGUGCCAGUCCUCCCUCUACGGACGGAAGCUUACUAGACUCCCCCCCAUCCUCUCCUUCCUCCGUGGUUCCCUCCCCCUCCUCAAAAGAGUCCAAACCUCAGACUGAACAAAUGCAACCUCUCUCACUGACUAUGAAACCGGCCCACCAGCCACUCCACCACCCGCACCUCCUGGCUGGGCCGUCUCUGGGUCAACUGGAAAACUCUGCGGCAGCCGGCAAAACGCCCGCCGCCUCCUCCCACAACGGAGCUCUGGAGCGCGCCGACGUCUCGUCCUCGCGGCAGCCGGGCUCCUCUGUGGCAUCCUCGAUGGCCCGGCCCUCGGCAGCGCUGUGUCAUUCCCGCUCGCUCCACCCCUCCGCAGCCCCCCAGCCUCUAUCGCUAGUGACCAAGUCUAUAGAAUAGUCUGCGCUACUCUUUGUUUUUAUUUUUUUCCUCUUUUAGCUCUGCACUCGCCCUUCUCUGCUCAGCCGUUUUUUUACGUUUCUGUGCCGCGAGGCUCCGAAAUUUUUCGUUCUUUUCUUGAAGUUCAUUGGUCAAUAUUUGACCCCAUCAAUAUCGACAAAGUCUAAUUAUUAUAAAGAAAUGAUACAACGAGCUGUAGUAUAGCUUUAUGAAUCUGCCCAAAUUUUGAUGGAAUUUUAUUUUUGUUUGUUUGUGUCCUUCUUUUUUUUUUGGCAGUGUUCAGCAGCACCAACACCCCAAAACACACAAUCUAGUUCAACAUCGCACUUUCAACGAUGUGUAGUCUUUUUUUUUUUUUUUUUUUUUUGAAGCGGUAGAUUAUUCAGUGAGCCCUGUUCUGGAAAGAGUUGGUUCUUCUUCUUAUUUGUAUUAAAUACGAGCUCUCGAACCAAUCAUUCGACACCUCUUCGAACUCUUGGAGGGCAGGAGGCUGGCUGUGACCCCCUCCCUGAGGAACAACUUUAAUUGUGAUGUUACUUGUUUAAAUGUACAGAAUUGGAAAAACAGGGGAGGGGGGGCGUUACUGUGUUAAAUAUGCAUUCUUCCACUGUCUCUUUUUUUCUUUGUUGUUUACCUUUGGGGUGAAGUCAGGAAAGUUGAGAGCGGGGGGGGGGGGGGUUAAAGGGCGGGUGGGGAGGUGGGAGGGCUAAGGGAUAUUAAAUUCAAAAUUGUCACAACGCUAGGACCAGUAGUAUUUAUUGCUUUAGAAAUUGCUUGUUGUAUCUUGUACGUGUCUCUUUUUUAUUAUUAUUAUUUUAUUUUAUUUUGUUGAAUACAAUGUACAAAUAUUUUUUCUUAAAAUUAAGGAUGGAUCCGUUUUUACAAGGAGGUUAAACCUGUCUGUCGCCCGAUUCGUCCUCACCAAAAUCCCAGGAUUCCGCUCACGCGAAACCUCACCAACAAGAAGUAUGCACAGCUUCAUUUCAAGAAACGCGCCUGUAAAAGCCAUUUUACAAAAAAAAUCAUUAAAAAAAAACACGAAAAAGACAAUAAAACAGCGGCAAGAAAACUUGAAAGCAGACAGUGGGGUACCGUUUGUUCCGUGUCUACAGCCCUUGUUUUUUAUUGCACAGUCCCACCUCAGACUGUAGAUCCGUGUACAGAUUUUCCGUGCCAAAUUUUUUGUGAUUUUUUUUUUUUUUCUCUGCCCCAACCCAAUGCCCCACAUUAAAAAAAAAAAUCUGUAGGGAUCUAUUUUUUGCCUUUUUCUUUCAUUUGUUUUGAUGUCUUUAUUUUAUUUUGAUACCAUUCUUUGCUGUGACGUUACAUAGAUUGCUAUGUAUGUAGUAUAAAUGUUGCUAUAACAAAUGUGUUUGGUAGCAAAAUUGUCAAAUAAAAUUUAAACUUAAUAAAAAGACGGACAUCAUACUGUAUAAACCCACCAGGGCCAAAUUAUGUAUAUUAGGAGGUUCAUAAAAAACUAUUAAAUGCAAAAAAAAAAAUACACAAACUGCCACUUUUAAGUACACUACUGCAUAUAGGUAGAUAGAAAAAAAUAGGCAUGUUGAUGUUGCAAGAGGCUGUAAAAAAAAGCUACAAAAGAAUCAUCCACUCGGUGCCAUUGUAGUUGACAUGACACGACUGUAAUCUGUCGAUUUCUUCUCUGGUUUACUAAGAUGCUAAUGAUAAAUAGUUUGAAUGUUUCCUUAACGGCUGUGAUGUUGCUGUUCUAUUUUAUGCUCUUAUCUUUUUUUUCUUUUUUUUUUUUCGUUUAUUUGUUUUUUCCUGUUAUUUUAAAUGGUUCCAAAACCAUGUUUUUUGUAAUGAAUAAAUGUUUAUGCUGUACAGUCUCUGUAGCAUGCAGUUCUGUAUUAAUAAAAGCAACUUAGUAUGUGCA
This is a messenger RNA of Oryzias latipes (Japanese medaka), 4209 nucleotides long. It is a transcript of the gene tcf7l2, whose product is annotated as transcription factor 7 like 2. The record is from RefSeq and is a predicted model, not a curated record. Gene Ontology annotation, biological process: canonical Wnt signaling pathway; regulation of transcription by RNA polymerase II. Gene Ontology annotation, molecular function: DNA-binding transcription factor activity, RNA polymerase II-specific; RNA polymerase II cis-regulatory region sequence-specific DNA binding. Lineage: Eukaryota; Metazoa; Chordata; Actinopteri; Beloniformes; Adrianichthyidae. Gene Ontology annotation, cellular component: beta-catenin-TCF complex; catenin-TCF7L2 complex; chromatin.